Helianthus annuus (common sunflower) is the source of this 1599-nucleotide messenger RNA. Its product is annotated as glutathione S-transferase T3-like. NCBI's taxonomy places the organism in Eukaryota, Viridiplantae, Streptophyta, Magnoliopsida, Asterales, Asteraceae. The transcript is spliced from 2 exons. The record is from RefSeq and is a predicted model, not a curated record. Bases 258 to 1322 code for a protein of 354 amino acids.
CCGAGCGGUGACCAUACCCUCAUGUUGAAGAUAUUCGGUGAGUGGGUGAGAGGUUACCAAAAUCGGUGUGUAAUCACUGAAGUGAUUGAUAAGAGAGGGCUUUAAUUUUUUUGACCGUUUCACAUUUUUUUGACCGUUGUUUUAAAUUUUUGAACGUUUUUUUUACCGUUCCCCAUUUUUUAUAUAAAACCCAUAUUUUCAAUCAAUUUAAACACACAACUCUUUCAAAAAUCUCUCUUUCUACACCCACAAACACCAUGGAUAAACAAAACAAAUGUGAACCCAAGAAAAAAGGUUCCACUAGCCGAGGAUCGGAUUCAAGAAAAAAGGUUUCGCAAACGAGACAAGGUGAUUUUAGAGGUCCAAGUGAACCGGUUCAAACCUCCUACGGAUAUUCACCAACCACUCAACCUCAAUUUUUUUACCCCCAAACUUCACAACCAACUUUUUUUAGCACCCAACCUAAUUUUCCACCACAAAUAUUUUCACACCCAAGCUUCACAACCGAGUUUGAUCCAUUUGGAUUUAGGACCCCGCCAAUUCAAUCACCAAGAGAGAAUGUCGAGCGCUCACUUCCUAUCUACGAUGAACACCAAGAUUUAGAGGUUGUCCCCGAAACACAACAUUUGGAUGUAGAUAGUGGCGAGGAUGAAGAAGAAUAUGAGGAUGAUGACGAUGGUAUUGGUGAAGCAAGUGAGCCGAAACAAAAGGGAGUCAAGGCGGAGCGUCAAACUUGGACGAAAACACAUGAAGAGGCCUUAGCCAAGGCAUGGGUUCAUUGUUCUUUAAACAAGAAACAAGGAAAUGCACAAAAAGGGGACAAUUUUUGGAAAAAAGUUCUCGCCCAUUACAACGAAACGGUCGGCGGAACUACUCGAACAAUUCAUCAAGUACGUUCAAAAUGGAUGCCUAUGUUGACUAAGAUAAACCACUUCAACGGUCUUUGGCAACAAGCGGAUCGUAUUCGUGGUAGUGGGGUUAGCGACCUCGACGUCAUGAAUAGGGCUUUAAGUGAUUUCAAAUCCAAAUAUCCGAGUGGUUUUCAACAUAUUGAGGCAUGGGAGGUCGUUCGUAAACAUGACAAAUGGGCACAGGUACCAUUGUUGGGUGAAGAUAGUGGAAGUUCGGGACAAAAAAGAAAGUCGUCCGAUUCGGGCAACUACAAUACGGGUACACCGGGAACUGAGUCACCGAUCGAUAUACCGGACAUAAACGUAGACCGUCACCAACAAGACAAAAAAGGAAAGAAAAGAGGCCCGCAACAUCAUCAAACGAUAGCCAAGAGGCCCUCACCGAGAAGCUCGCGCAAUACACUCUUAUGAAAGAAGAAAAAAAAAGCACGGGCGAUAGAGUUGACGAGUAUACAAAAGAAACGCGAGGAAGACACCAUAGCGUUAGUGGCGGAACAACGCGAGGCGGUGAAACAACUUAUGUAUGAUCGGGAUUUGAAGACAUUUACUGAGCCACACGACCAUGCUCCACCCGAGAUGUUGCCGUUUAUUCUGGCAAGGAAACGAGAUAUCGCAAAAAAAAUAUAACUGGCCAUGCAAUUUCUAAAUAUUAGCUUUAUUUUAUGGUUUAACUUUUUUUAGUUUUAAA